Messenger RNA from Staurois parvus, 345 nucleotides. Lineage: Eukaryota; Metazoa; Chordata; Amphibia; Anura; Ranidae. The record is from the annotation of a GenBank genome assembly.
CCCAGCAGUGCGCCCACCUGUGCCCAGCAGUGCACUCUCCUGUGCCACCCAGCAGUGCCACACACCUGUGCUCAGAAGUGCCACCCACAUGUGCCCACCAGUGCCACCCACCUGUGCCCACCAGUGCCACCCACCAGUGCCCAUCAGUGCAGCCCAGCAAUGCUGCCAGUCAGUGCCACCAUCAGUGCCAAGCAGUAAUGCCAGUCAGUGCCACCUCUCAGUGCUGUCUAUCAGUGCCACCUAUCAGUGCCGCCUAUCCGUGAUACCUCAUUAGUGCUGCCUAUCAGUGCCGCCUAUCUGUGCCACCUCAUUAGUGCUGCCUAUCAGUGCUUAUCUUAUGAAGUA